Oncorhynchus nerka (sockeye salmon) is the source of this 1490-nucleotide messenger RNA. Its product is annotated as small integral membrane protein 28-like. The record is from RefSeq and is a predicted model, not a curated record. Lineage: Eukaryota; Metazoa; Chordata; Actinopteri; Salmoniformes; Salmonidae. The transcript is spliced from 2 exons. Bases 119 to 628 code for a protein of 169 amino acids.
UCACUGCUUUCUCUGUCUAACUCUGUUCGGCCACCAAGGGACACACAGCUGGAUCGCUAUCGACCGAAUCUCUCUCUAGUCGGACGUGUUUGUCUUGAGUUCUGCCUACCACGACAGCAUGAGAACGCUACUGGACAGCAGCUGGAUAAAAUUUGGGCCAGCCGGCAGAGGGUCCAUUGAUUGGGUGACUGGGUCACCUUCUCCCCCAAUGGUGGAGAGACAGUUACAGGGCGACAACUGGAAUGAGCUGAACCUCGACCAGGAAGGGAGGUCAGGGCUGCUCCUCUACGUGGUCCUCCCCGUCGCCUCCCUCCUCAUGCUGGGCCUCCUGGUACUCCUGGCCUACUGGAGGUGCUCCCCUCCAAAGCUCAGCCUGGACCUCCAGGACCCCGAGAGCAGCGCGGAGUUCCUCUCCUCGCUCACCGGCCACGGCGAACGCCACACCAGCACCAGCUCUGACAUGUCGGACAGCGUGCUCGUCAUGGUCUACCUGCCGCCGCCCUACGAGGAGACGCUGACCAAGAUCACACGCGCCACAAGUCUGACCAGUCGGAAAGAGUCCAUGAACAUAGAGGACCUGGAGGCCCGGCUGUGUCCGGAGAUCAAGUCCAGUGGACGCUACGUGUGACUGGGGAACACUGGGAGUGUCUCUCAAAUGGCCCCCUAUUCCCAAAAGCCCACAAAGGGCUCUGAUUAAAAGAAGUGCACUAUGUAGGGAGUAGGGUAUAUGGUAUCAUUUCAGACUAGAACUAAGAGAUUGCUUUUGAAAGGACUCCAUAUACCAAGCUCUUUAGAAUAAGGGGAAUUCAAUGGACUAUUUAAAAACAUCAGACCUGACUUAGUAUUUUGUGGGUACCAGCUUUCUACACAGAGGAGUGUGCAGUUGCAUGAAAGCUGGAAAUUGCAUUGACUGGCUGUCCAGGAUACAGUACAUCUAGAUUCUCUAGAGAGGACAGACGCUGACUAUGUACAAACCGUAGGUCACAGUAGGCAAAUAAAUCUCCUUCAACGAUACAAAAAAUAAUAUACAAUUCAUUUGCAUUGUUUUGAUCUCCUAAAUGAAACACGUGAUCCCCCAUUUUGACUUCCACACAUUGUAUGAGCCACACCAUGCUUUCAACCCUCCUGUACCUGUGUUGAUUUACAGUUUGUUCCCUAUUUGGAGACUUAAGAAUGUCAAUGUGCAAAGUGCAAGAAUGUUACAGAAGUCUUGUAUAUAAUACGGUAUGUUAUUUGAAUUUGAUUUGAAUUGUAUUUAUAUGUAAGAAGGUACAAAGACCUAGCCUGGGCACCAUGUGUUUGACAGAAGGGACAAGGAGCGGAAUGUUAGUCCAGGUUAAUAAUUCCCUUCAUUCCUUGGCAUCACAUCAUAAAUGUACUCCUAAAAACCUCAGACCUGAUACGUUUUAUAGCCUACAUAACAUAUAUUCAUUCUAAUUACCAAGUAAUAUGUUUGUACAAAGUGUUAUAUUGUUUUUAAAUAAAGAAUA